Nezara viridula (southern green stink bug) is the source of this 1796-nucleotide messenger RNA. NCBI's taxonomy places the organism in Eukaryota, Metazoa, Arthropoda, Insecta, Hemiptera, Pentatomidae. The record is from the annotation of a GenBank genome assembly.
GACGUCAGAGGAGUGGGGCGCUCAGCUAAAGCUUAGUUGUCAGUGUACCUUCGGCUGGAAAAGUUAGUCUCCUGUGGUUAGUGUAUCUGACUGCAAUGAUUGUAAGGAUUUUACUGUUUGCCUGCUUACUAGGCCUAGUUAGAUCACAAUCUGGUGAUCUGGAUGUAUUAAUUGAAGAUGUAUUCGGGAAAGAUCCUGCUCUGCCAGAGGAUAAACAAGGAAAUACCGAUCCAAAAAACAAUAAGCCAAGGGAAGCUGUUGAUGAAAAUGGUGAUCAGUGCAGUUGUGUCCCAUAUUACCAGUGUAACAAUGGAAAUGUAGUGACUGAUGGUACUGGAAUACUAGACAUAAGGAUAAGAGGUGUUUGUGAAGAUUAUAUAGAUCAAUGCUGCAAAGAUCCAACUGAAAAGCCUAUUGAGCCAGAACCUAGAGAAAGGAAGGGAUGUGGUCAACGUCACCCAGAUGGUGUCGGCUUCAGAAUAAUUGGGGAUAACAACAAUGAAGCACAAUUUGGUGAAUUUCCUUGGAUGGUUGCACUAUUGAGGCGAAGUGUUUUAGAAGAUGGUACAGAAUUAAUGGUAUACCAGUGUGGAGGAGCACUUAUCCAUGAAAGUGUUGUUUUAACAGCAGCUCACUGUGUUACCAAAAAAAAAGAAGACAGUGAGAUAUAUGUCCGAGCAGGAGAAUGGGACACCCAAAGAACAAAUGAAAUUUUUCCUCAUCAGAACAGAAAAGUUGUGCGGACCAUUGUUCAUCCUGGAUUUCAGUCUGGAAAUUUAUGGAAUGAUUUUGCAUUGUUAGUGAUAGAGAAACCAUUUGAGUUUGCUGAAAAUGUUGAUACAGUUUGCCUGCCAUCGCCAGGAGUUGUGCCACUUAGCAGAGAAUGUUAUGCCAGUGGGUGGGGAAAAGACCUGUUCGGUCAGAAAGGUACAUAUCAAGUAAUUCUCAAGAAAAUUGAUCUACCAAUAGUACCUAAGGACCAUUGUGUCGAUCUCCUCCGCAAAACCAGGCUUGGUCAAUACUUCAGAUUACAUGAAAGCUUUGUGUGUGCAGGAGGAGUGGUCGGAAAAGAUACUUGUAAGGGAGACGGAGGAAGUCCACUAGUUUGCCCAAUCGAGGGAAAACCAGGAACAUAUGAAGUGACUGGUUUAGUUGCUUGGGGCAUUGGUUGUGGAGAUGAAACUCCAGGAGUAUAUGCUGGUGUAGCAUAUGCUCGCCCUUGGAUAGACAAGACCAUGGCAGAUAUUGGUUUUUCUCUGUAGUGAAAAGACAAAAGAACUGAACUGUUUUCAGAAAACAAUCAACUACAGAGCUUUCAUUUUAUCUAUGCAGGUUAAAUUUUAGAAUCUAUUACUUAAUAUAUAAUGGUAGUGACAUCGUUUUGUGACUAGUACAUUUUAAAAACUGAUAAAUGUUGAUUGACAUCCAAUUCAUGUAAAUAUUUUAUUUUUAAUAAAAUAAAUUAUUUUUUAGGUAUAUUAAGAGAAUAAUUUAAAUUUAAGUUUUAAUGUAAAGAGACUGUUGACAAUGCAAUAUUUCAUUGUUUUCAGACUAUAUUUUUCCUUAAUUUCAAGAAUGUUCAAUGCUGUAUGUCUAUUUAUUGAACAUGCCAUAUCACUAUGACAAUAUUUUAAAACUAUUGUCAUUUAUGUAUAUAAGCAAAAUUAUCUUUUUAAAAUUGUAAAAUAAUAUGAUUUAUCAUAAGUAAAAUUAAGAGAUGUUCUUAAAUAUGUAUAUAAAAUAUAUCUAUUGAAAUUAAUGAAUUAGUAAAAUAAAUUUAUAUUUCAUUUAUAUAA